Petromyzon marinus (sea lamprey) is the source of this 2458-nucleotide messenger RNA. The record is from RefSeq and is a predicted model, not a curated record. Lineage: Eukaryota; Metazoa; Chordata; Hyperoartia; Petromyzontiformes; Petromyzontidae.
AUGUUGGCCGCGUGCAACACCGCGGCCGUAAGGCCACACGCCAAGAGCUUCGACAGCCGCGGCGCGGUGGAGCAGCCAGCUACGGUGGAUUACAACGCAGAAGGAAGAUUGGCUGAGGGAGGACUGGAGGAGCCAUCCGGACGGGCGCUGCCUACGAGGGAGACCUGGCGCCACAAGAUGGACUUCUUGAUGUCCGGGGUGGCCUUCGGCGUGGGUCUUGGUAACGUCUGGCGCUUCCCUUACCUGUGCUACAAGAACGGCGGCGGUGAGCUUGUGGCCUGUUGUACUCUUUGCGCGUCUCUGCCAGGAGCCUUCCUCGUCCCGUAUGGCCUGACCAUGAUCUGCACCGGCAUCCCCCUCUUCUUCCUGGAGGUGGCGAUGGGGCAGCUCACUCAACAGGGUGGCAUUGGAGCGUGGAAGAUCGUGCCACUUUUCACUGGGAACCAUUCAGGCAUCGGCGUGGCGUCGAUGGUGAUCAUCUUCCUCAGCUGCAGUUACUAUGCCGUGAUCCUGGCCUGGUCCCUCUACUACCUCCUGCACAGCCUGACCACGGCUCAGCUGCCCUGGACCCACUGCCAGGGCUGGUGGGCGACGGCCGCCUGUUCGGAGACCUACUCGUCGUGCCCGACCAACGCCACGGCGAGCAACGUCUCUCUCGCUCGGAGCCAGGGAGCCGGCAAUUGGAGCAACGCAGCAGCCUCGGCCUGUCCAGAGAGGAGCUCACCCACGACAGACUUCUGGGAUGCCUCUGUGAACACGUGCAGGCGCAACGUGCUGCGUAUGUCGACGGGCAUACACGACCUGGGCUCGGUGAACUGGCAGAUGUUGCUAUGCCUGCUGGCCAUCUGGAUCGUCGUCUAUUUCUGCGUGUGGAAAGGAAUCAAGUUCUCUGGCAAGGUCGUCUACGUGACCGCCACUCUGCCGUACGUGCUGCUGCUGGUGCUGCUAGUACGCGGAGUCACGCUGCCGGGCGCUCUGGACGGUUUAACUUUCUACCUCAAACCAGACUGGACUAAGCUCGCCACGCCGCAGGUGUGGGUGCAGGCCAGCACGCAGGUGUUCUACUGCUAUGGCGUGGGUCUUGGGGUGCUGCCCGCUCUCGGGAGCUACAACAAAUUUCACAACAACUGCUACCGGGACAGCAUCGUGCUGACGCUCAUCAACAGCGCCACGAGCCUCUUCUCCGGCUUCGUCGUGUUCUCCUUCCUGGGCUUCAUGGCGCAGGAGCAAGGCGUUGACAUUUCCAGCGUUGCCGAAGCAGGGCCCGGGCUGGUGUUUGUGGUUUACCCGCGUGCCAUAUCGCUCCUGCCCGUGCCCGCUGUCUGGGCUGCUUUGCUCUUCAUCAUGCUCAUCCUGCUCGGCGUGGACAGUGAAGUGAGUUUCUCUGCCCAAGGUGUCCCUUACACAAACGACGCGUUACCACUGGCUGUAGUAAUAAUAAUAGACAACACAAUGGAUAACGUGGGCAUAUAUAUCGUGAAUUGGACACAAUUGUUCGAUCGAGAACUUGGGAGGCGUGGAGCCAGAGCUCAAAGUCCCUCGUAUGCCAGCAUGAACAGGUGUGGGCCUGAACAGUUUGCUGGGAUGGAGGGGUUCGUGACAGGGGUCAUGGACAUCUUCCCGUCCCAGCUGAGCGGCAAGAUGCGAAGGGAAGUCUUCACGGGCCUCUGUUGCCUUGUCAGCUUCCUUCUCUCCAUUACCAUGGUGACGCAGGGCGGCGUGUACGUGUUCCAGCUGUUUGACAACUACGCGUCCAGCGGCAUCUCCAUGCUGUGGCUCGUGGGCUGGGAGUGCAUCGCUGUGGCUUGGGUUUACGGUAGAACAGGCUCGCUCGGGCAACCCACUCAAUCGUCCACUCCUCACUCACCUGUUCACGCACAGCUCUCAAUUAUUAUCACCGUCGUUGUGGAGAACAUCAAUAACAAAACGGAUGAGCGGACUAUAUGCCUCCCUCUCAUAUCUGACUCUCCACGAGCCAAUCGGUUCAUGCAGGACCUGACGGCGAUGCUCGGGUUCCGUCCGCACGCAUGGGUGCGGUGGUGCUGGAGCGUGGUCAGCCCCGCCGUGUGCUUGGGUAUCUUCUUGUUCCAUCUGAUGCACUACGAGCGGCUCACGUACAACGACCGCUACGUGUACCCACGCUGGGCCGAGGCUCUGGGCUGGCUGAUGGCACUCUCCUCCAUGCUGUGCAUCCCGGCCGUGGCGUUCUUCAAACUCCUCAGGGCCAGGGGCAGCCUCGCACAGCGCUGGAGCCACCUAACGUCGCCCCAGUCGGCAGAGUUGCCCAUCCACUUCCAUCAGAGCCCACCCUCUGAGCUGCCUCUGUUACCCUUGGCUAAAGCCUGAAGGACAUACUGCAGUUAAUACCCCGAUUUACAUCUCCCCAAUUUUUUUAUUACACGCUUUUUAUUAACUCACUCUGUCUGUUGUAUCCUCAAAUAUUUGUAACUAAAUUUUG